This is a messenger RNA of Drosophila rhopaloa, 642 nucleotides long. Its product is annotated as elongation of very long chain fatty acids protein 4-like. The coding region runs from base 323 to 538 and encodes 71 amino acids. Gene Ontology annotation, cellular component: membrane. The record is from RefSeq and is a predicted model, not a curated record. Lineage: Eukaryota; Metazoa; Arthropoda; Insecta; Diptera; Drosophilidae. The transcript has a single exon. Gene Ontology annotation, molecular function: fatty acid elongase activity.
GCCAUGAACUCGUCGCUAGUGGAUGUAUUUUUGUUCCUUGUAUCGGAAUAUCUCAUAAAUAUUUGGAAUUCAACAGAUUUCGUGCAUUUGCCCAUGCUUGGCACAGCUUUACCAUAGAUUAUGAUUGUUUUGGGUUAUUUGUUGCCUGUUUUACAAGUGGGUCCUGAUUUUAUGAAGGUUCAAUGUGUUGGUCUAAAAUCUCUGUAAGGUUUUGAUGAAUUCCGUGUAAUUUGAUUUGGUAAACGCGUUUUUAAGAGGUUAGUUUUGUUUUAUAAGGAAUUAUUCUCAGAGGGAAGUAAUUAACUCAUUUGUGGACAUAGUCAUGUACACCUACUUCUUUGCGGUUGCUUGGCAUCCACAUGUCAAAAGCAAGUUUUGGUGGAAGCGGUAUAUUACCAAGCUUAAUUUCCUUCAGUUCGUCAUACUCUUCGGAAAAACCACACUGAUAAUGUGGCUAAAUCUCUGCUGCUCCUUUCCCAUAAUCCUGCAACUCUCCACAUCCUUGAUGGUCAUACUCCGCAACUUCAACUAUCAAUAAUAUGUCAAUGGUAAGAGCACACAGCAAUGAGCAAUAAAUUGUAGUUCUCUUUCUGGAGUUUAAUCGGUCUCAGUUGAGUGGGAUUAGAGUGAGCGGUUUGUGUU